This is a messenger RNA of Grammomys surdaster, 552 nucleotides long. Its product is annotated as ferritin, heavy subunit-like. Gene Ontology annotation, cellular component: cytoplasm. The record is from RefSeq and is a predicted model, not a curated record. Lineage: Eukaryota; Metazoa; Chordata; Mammalia; Rodentia; Muridae. Gene Ontology annotation, molecular function: ferrous iron binding; ferric iron binding. The transcript has 4 exons. Bases 1 to 552 code for a protein of 183 amino acids. Gene Ontology annotation, biological process: intracellular iron ion homeostasis; iron ion transport.
AUGGGACCUAAGAGAAGAAAGCACAUUCCUGAAGAGGCUUUAGCUUUUAUUCAUCAAGUUGCCUGUAUCCACAUGAACCUCAGUGAUGCUUAUUUGUACUUGACUUACUUGUAUAAUGAUGAAAAGUCAGGAUUUGGUUUUGGAGCAUAUUCUCGGGACAAGGCUACAGUGAAAUGGUUCUAUGCCAAAAGCAUCCUGAAAUGCAUCAUUGAACGCGGUAGUAAGGUUUGCAUUCCAGAAAUUCAGAGGCCUGAAAUAGACACCCAGGGAUGCAUCGAGUGUGUGACGGCUGUUCUAAAUAUGGAAAGAGAAUUAACCAAGACCCUGAAAAAUCUGUAUGAGCUCGCCUCAAAUAUUAAAGAUCGGCAUACAUUAAGAUUUGCAAGAGAGUUGAUACAUAGACAGAGAAGGGAUGAAGACCGUUUGAUACGGGAAAUUGAUAAGCUGAACCCAAGAGACGAGGAGGAGGAGGAUGAAGAAAUAAAGCUGCUUCGGGAGCAGGGUGUUGAAGUAUAUCAGGAAGUCAUACCUCGAAAGAUGCCAAGGAGAUAA